This is a messenger RNA of Cyphellophora attinorum, 1776 nucleotides long. RefSeq lists its product as uncharacterized. Lineage: Eukaryota; Fungi; Ascomycota; Eurotiomycetes; Chaetothyriales; Cyphellophoraceae. The record is from RefSeq and is a predicted model, not a curated record. The transcript has 8 exons. Bases 1 to 1776 code for a protein of 591 amino acids.
AUGGAACGCAAGACAUGCUUCGACGAUCUCAAUGACGACUGUGUCUUACUUAUCAUCAAGCACAUCAACCAGCUGAAGCCCGAGCCCGAGUGGUACUGCAAGCAUGCAGUGCGAACUCUGAAAGCUUUGUCGAGCGUCAGCCGCAAGUAUCGCCAACUAUGCCUCCCGGCGCUAUUCAACCUCAAUGAUCUAGUCGUCAAAAUCACAGAAGAUUCAAGUAUCUACCAAAUCAGGGCAGGUAGAUUCGAAAGCCCUGCUCAGGCGGGCUUUAACACAUUGUGUGCUUCAGAAUUUGCUGCCGACAGCAUUCGAGCUCUAUCUAUCGAGAUCCCGGAGAUCGACAAGUCAGCGGGGAACGGUCCUGUGGUUGAGUUCUACACGAAGUUGGGUCUAUUCCUGUCCACGGCCGGCAAUCUGUGCGAACUGCGCCUCGACAACCUGAAGUCGCAAGCAAAACAGACAAUCACACUUCCACACGGCAUGGUUUUCAACAGUCUGAAGGUUCUAGAAGUCAUCAAUGUCGCCGACGCCAGCGUGUUGAUCAAUGCCUCUCCCAAUUUGCACAAACUCUGUUCGGUCUAUCCCUUCGACAAGCUCAAGACGACCUUCAAGGCGAUCUCUGAGCAUCCGAGUCUGAAGAAUGUGCAGCUGCGGGCGAAAAAUUGGACAGAGAAGCAAUUGAAAGAGGUCUGUGUUCAGCUGAAGGGCAAGACGAAGCUGUCUCUCUGGGUCGACCGCAGUUCGGGAAUCGCUACUCCAGACAAGGUCGAUACACAUGUCAAAAUCCUGGGUGGCCUGCAGGAUGUGACUUGCCUAGAGUUGUACAUCGGGUACUUCUGGAAACCUGAUGAGGUUGAGAUGGCAACACGUUUGCUCACGAAUCAUCCAACUCUCUUGAACGUCAUUUUUCGAUCACAUGACUGGAGAGAAAUCAUUGGCCAACAUUCGAAGGUCGCGAAAGAGAACGAUAUGCACUCCCUCGAAAGCUAUGCUGAGCACGCCGACUCAUCUACAGCUCUGAACAUACAUGCUAUGUUGAUUUCUUCUUACCUUCUUACCACUCUUCUCAGUCCCGGUCGUGGCUCUACGACCUUUGGCUCGAGAUUCAGCACUUAUCGGGAACGUUGUGUCGUUCCCAGCUUUGCUCAGAAGCAGACCGUCGGCUCAAACAGCCACAUCAUGGACGUCGAUGUCACAAUCCCAAUAACGGCCGUCACAGGCAGUCCCCUCAUGAUACAUCGUGCAAAGGGCGCUGACAAACUCGAUGAACUCAGUACCGAGAUCGUCCUGAUGAUCAUUGGACACAUCCGCCGCUCCGACAAGAAGACUGGGCAGGAGAAGCAGUCCGUGAAGAACUUCUCGCUCGACCUCGCGCUCAGCAUCCCCGAUACCGACGACCUUGCACUCCAUUGCUUCCACCAUGUAGGGUCGCAUGCUCAGACGUUGAUUGACUUGCGGAAGUCAAAGCUUGCUGAAAGGUACGCCGGUGCCCUCUCCUUUGAGCUGUGGAUAUGCUCAGAGCACGACAUCAGAAGAGGAUUCUCUCUGCCUGGUAACAAGGAUUUGUAUCCAUUCCAGACGCUGAGCACCACUUUGUCCAAGCUUGGCCAAGUCCGUGAGCUACGUCUCGACUACACACAGAUCUUGAAAGAACAGACAAAUCCAGCCGAGCUCUGGCCAUCGAUCAGAUUCGACACACUUCGAGUUCUGCAUGUGGAUGGCAUUUUCGGACUCGACAUCCUGCUCGGAGCGUGUCGCAACUUGGAGACCCUAUAA